AUGGAAAAAGCGCGUGACGUGCCGUUAGAUAAGCGCAUUACAUAUAAAGCACUAGGACAUGCCAUAGGUGUUAACAAGAAUAUAUUGCUGAGAAACAAAAAAGAAGGGAUUUUACGACGAAUUUCAAGUCCAUUAAAGCCACAUUUGAAUGAAAACGAUAUGAAAAGUCGUCUUAGAUUUUGCUUGUCCAAUCUCGAGGAUAGUAGCAUUCCUCAAGAACCGAAGUUUAAGUCAAUGUAUAAUGUCGUCCAUAUCGAUGAAAAAUGGUUUGAAAUGACUAAAAAAAACAAGAAAUAUUACCUUUUAUCAUAUGAGGCUGACCCACAUCGUACGUGCAAAAACAAAAACUACAUUACUAAGGUCAUGGUUUUAGCCGCAGUGGCUCGACCUAGAUUUGACAGUGAUGGUAACGAGACGUUUUCAUGUAAAAUAGGCAUGUUUCCCCUAGUUCAUGAAGUACCUGCAAUAAGGUCAAGUGUCAAUAGGGCAACAAGAACACUUGUUACAAAACCGAUUACUUCCAUAACUAAAGAAGUGUAUCGUUGGUUCUUGAUAAACAAGGUUUUACCGGCAAUCAAAGAAAAAUGGCUGCGUGAAAGUGUAGGUGAAACCAUUUACAUACAACAAGAUAAUGCACUGUGUCAUAUACGUGUAGACGAUGCAGAAUUUUGUGCAGCGGCUUCUGAAGGUGGGUUCGAUAUUCGUCUGACUUGUCAACCACCAAAUUCUCCGGACUUGAAUGCUUUGGACUUGGGUUUUUUUAGUGCUAUUCAGUCUUUGCAACAAAGGGAAGUGACCAAAACAGUCAAUGAGCUUAUCCAAGCUGUGCAAAAUGCCUUUGACACAUUUUCUAGUAUAGAUUCAAACAAGAUUUUUCUGUCGCUCCAAUUAGGCAUGAUUGAGAUAAUGAAGGCCAAAGGAAAUAAUGAUUACAAAGCUCCUCAUAUGCAAAAAGUUGCGCUUUUUAGACAAGACAAGCUACCCACUACCCUAGAUUGUGAUUGGCACUUGGUCACUGAAACUAUGGAAUACUUAAACAAUGUUCAGUAA
Medicago truncatula (barrel medic) is the source of this 1050-nucleotide messenger RNA. RefSeq lists its product as uncharacterized. The transcript has a single exon. The coding region runs from base 1 to 1050 and encodes 349 amino acids. NCBI's taxonomy places the organism in Eukaryota, Viridiplantae, Streptophyta, Magnoliopsida, Fabales, Fabaceae. Gene Ontology annotation, molecular function: nucleic acid binding. The record is from RefSeq and is a predicted model, not a curated record.